This is a messenger RNA of Clonostachys solani, 1677 nucleotides long. NCBI's taxonomy places the organism in Eukaryota, Fungi, Ascomycota, Sordariomycetes, Hypocreales, Bionectriaceae. The record is from the annotation of a GenBank genome assembly.
AUGCUGAAACGCAUGGACAUGAAGCUCGAUUCGUUGGUUCAGACUCAAGGCCAAUUGCAAAGUUCUCCCACUUACCAACGCAGCCACCUGUCACCUCCUCCCAGCUCCAAGCCGCAAACGCCGGCUACAGUUUCAUCAGUUUCUCUUGAGCCUCCUCCUACGCCCCUACCCGCCUCGCCCCUCUUUUUCGACAUAGGUCGAAUUCGUGAGGAGAUAGCUUCUGCCCAGAAGCACGCCAUCGACCCUCAACAUCUGCUAGCAUGGCCAUGUUCUACGCUCAAGUUGAGCAAGAGGGAGCUCCGAUACCCAACAGAGCUGGAGAUUAAUCGCCCCAAGAUAUCCAAGCAGCUACCCCAACCAGUCAAUACAGGUCAGUCUGCGAUGGGAGAAAGCUUCUUGUCUCAAGUCCCCAUGUCGCAGCUCCACCGGCUUACACAGCUGUACUUUUCACAUUUCCACCCUUCCUGCCUCAUUCUUGAUGAGAACCACUUCUACUCGAGUGUCCUCAAUCAAGCCAUAAGCAUCAACUUCGCAGAGGGCAUGGACACGUGUGUCGUCUUGCUAGUUUGUGCAUUGGGCGCUGUUGCUGCUCGGUUCCUGGGAUUUGAUGAGUGGGGGACGGAGAGCAAAGAGAAUACCGGAUUCACAUUCUUCUCUCUGGCCCAAGACAUGCUUCGCGACCUGGAGACAGCCGACUGGGCCAGUGUCCAGUGUUUAGUGCUUUCGGGGUUGUUCUACACCUCCAAACUUAGACCAUACGAUGCUUGGCGUUGUAUCCACCGUGCUUGCUGCUCGGUCUUAAUCUUGGUGCGAUUGCAAGAUCGUCUAGACGCCCACGAGGUGCAACUACUUUGGAUUACCUAUCUUCAGGAAAGCAGUCAAUUGCUCGCCGAGUUUGAUUUCCCGUCAAGUGGGUUAGGCAAGGUUGCAGGCAGUUUCCUUUUGCCCAUUUCUCCGGACACUGGGACGGACCCUCGCCUUGCGCAAUAUCAGUUUUAUUUCCUAUCUUUAAUUGGAGUCAGGAAACUCGGCAACAGAAUAUUAUAUUACAUGUAUAGGCGAGAUAAACAACAAAAUAUCGAUUUCAGAAGUCCGAUCAACUCUCCGGCUUUUGACCGCCCUAGCAUGUUUCUCUCGGCCUCUCGAUCUAGAAUCGAGGAGCUGAACAGACAGCUGGAAGAGUGGAGAGAAAACCUUCCCGAAUGUCUCGAGUUUCCGGCGUACUCCUCCUCUCAAGAUGUAUCCACAGGCCCCUUUGAACCUCGGCCGGCCGAGGAACGAUUACGUGGGCACCUAAUGGCAUGCUACUACCACACCAAAUCCAUUCUGUACCGACCUUUUAUAUACCGAGCAUUGCAUUAUGACUAUACUUCUACAAUGCUUUCUGAGGAUGACCUAGAGGGUGCUCGAAUAGCAGUCCGCGCUAGUUUCUUAUCAACUUAUCACAGUGGACUUUUUCACGAGCCCUUACCUCUAGUUCUGAGCCCACUUAGUUCCUGGAGAACUUUAUUUGAGUUGGAAGUACAAAUCGCGUUUUGCAAAAAGCAGGACAGGACCAACUUUGCCUUGCCCAGGGAAUGGAGAAUGACCCGCCGGCUUCGGCAGAGGGUCGCGGCUGAUGCCUCUCACUCCUGCCCUACUGUGUGGCGGGAUAGUGAAGUCCUCGGCCGCGUGUGA